Messenger RNA from Scutellospora calospora, 500 nucleotides. Lineage: Eukaryota; Fungi; Glomeromycota; Glomeromycetes; Diversisporales; Gigasporaceae. The record is from the annotation of a GenBank genome assembly.
CAAAUAUUUUAGAAUCAAACAAUAAUAAUGAUUCAUAUGAUUAUUUGUCUAAUAUUUUAGAUGAUUACUACAAUCAAGAUGAGUCAUAUAAUCAAAUUAAAUCAUCAUUAUAUAAUCGUAAUCCAAAUAAUUCUUUUUCAGAUGAUUUUGAAUCUAAACUUAAUUUAGAAGGUUCUAUUAUAUCUGAUAAUUAUUAUUCAAAAAGUUUCUUAGAAGAUUUAAAAACCUAUAGAACUCAUCUUAAAAUUAUUGAAUUAGAUGAUAAUAAUUUGAAUAAUGAUUCAUAUAAUUAUUUGAAUAAUGAUUUAUAUGAUAAUUUAAUAGAUUCAAGCAAUAAUAUAAUAGAUUCAUACAAUAAUAUAAUGAGCUCACAAGAAACUAUUAUAAUUAGUAGUGAUUCAGACACCCAAUCUUCAAGCUCAAGACAAGCUAAUCAAGAAUUUGAUGAAAGUUCGAAUAAUAUAUCAGAGUAUGAAUUUAUUUUUGUUGAUACGUAUUAA